AUGACUGGAGGUCUCUUGGAUUCUAAGGCAGGAGCCACGGAUGCUAUACUUCCUGCCCUCCCCUGCAUCACCACCACCACCACCAAACUGUCUGUCCUGCUCAAGAUGCCAGGGGAGAACCCAGAAAGUGAAAGGAUUACGGCCGGAGGUCCGGAAGCGGCGUCCGGCGCUGUCACCGUGCCGGGUGGGAUGGGAGGAAAGCGGGGGGAAGGGCGCCGCGGGGUGGGGGAGGCGACGGGGGCCGCGCGAGGAGCCCCGCUGCCCGGGUCCGCGGAGGUGAGAAGAGUGCAAACGGUGGCCCGGAGCCCGGAGGCCCCCGAGCUCCUGCUAUUGUUGCCGGGGCUGCCCUGGGCCCGGCGGGCGGGAGCACGAUCCCACCCGCCGCCCGCCUCCUCCGGGCAGGACCCCGCGGGCACGCACCCACCUCCACCCGCGCCCCCCGCCGGCGGGUCGGCUCCGGGCGCCCCGACUCGCACAAGUUGCCGCCCGCCCGCCCCGCAGCAGUCAUUGUUUGCCCCGCGCCUCCUACCUCCACGGCGCCGGCGGCUCCGGCUCCCACUCCGGGCCUCCCGGCUCAGCAGCUCCGAACCCCCGGCUGCAGAGGGCGCGGCGGCUCCGGGCUGCUAG
Zalophus californianus (California sea lion) is the source of this 627-nucleotide messenger RNA. Its product is annotated as nascent polypeptide-associated complex subunit alpha, muscle-specific form. The transcript has 2 exons. Lineage: Eukaryota; Metazoa; Chordata; Mammalia; Carnivora; Otariidae. The coding region runs from base 1 to 627 and encodes 208 amino acids. The record is from RefSeq and is a predicted model, not a curated record.